AUGUCUUUUCAAUUAUCAACUGGGGUAAUUAAAAAUAUCUUUUCAAAAGAUACUCAUGAUAAACAUAAACCACCUUUUAUUUUUCAAAUUACAAAUAUAAAACCUUUCCAAGUUCAAAAUCAAACUAAUAAAAAAUAUAGAAUUUUAUUAUCUGAUGGUAAAUAUAUGACUCAAGGUUUAAUUGAUGAAGCUUGCUCAACUUAUUUAGAAAAUAAUAAUUGUAAUAGAUAUGCAAUUGUUCAAGUUAAUGAUUAUUCAAUUUUUAGAACUUUAAAACAUUUUUUUGUAAUUAAAGAUUUAGAAAUUUUAAAACCAACUGGUGAAAAAUCAACAACUGAAUUAAUUCAAAUUGAUCAAUAUUUUCAACAACAUCCAGAAGAAGAAUAUUUAGAAUCUACAAGUAAAGAAAAGGAAAAGUCACCCGCAAUUAAUAAUAAAGAAUCAACACCAGUACCAUUAGGUCAAUCUUUAACAAAAACAUCAUCACCAGCUCCAGCUCCAGCACCACAACAACAAUUUAAACCAACUGCUUCUGCUGCUCCUUCAAGAAUAACUCCAAUUGAAACUUUAUCUCCAUAUCAAAAUAAUUGGACUAUAAAAGCAAGAGUUUCUUAUAAAGGAGAUUUAAGAACUUGGUCAAAUCAAAAAGGUGAAGGUAAAGUAUUUGGUGUUAAUUUCCUUGAUGAAUCAGAUGAAAUUAAAGCUUCUGCUUUUAAUGAAACUGCUGAAAGAGCUUAUAAAUUAUUAGAAGAAGGCAAAGUUUAUUAUAUAUCAAAAGCAAGAGUUUCACAAGCAAGAAAAAAAUUUAAUAAUUUAACACAUCCUUAUGAGUUACAAUUGGAUAAAGAUACUGAAAUUAAUGAAUGUUUUGAUGAAACUGAUGUACCUAAAUUAAAUUUUAAUUUUGUUAAAUUAGAUCAAAUUCAAAAUUUAGAUCAAAAUUCAAUUGUUGAUGUUUUAGGGGCAUUAAAAGUGGUUAAUCCUCCUUUCCAAAUUACUGCAAAAUCAACAGGUAAAGCUUUUGAUAGAAGAGAUAUUACAAUAGUUGAUGAAACUGGAUUUGCAAUUGAUGUUGGAUUAUGGAAUCAAACUGCAGUUGAUUUUAAUAUUGAAGAAGGUACGGUUGUUGCUUUUAAAGGUUGUAAAGUUAGUGAUUUUAGUGGUAGAUCAUUAAGUUUAACUCAAGCAGGUUCAUUAAUUCCGAAUCCUGGUACUCCAGAAUCAUUUCAAUUAAAAGGUUGGUAUGAUAAUAUAGGUAUACUGGAAAAUUAUAAAACUUUAAAAUCUGAAAAUAUGGGUGGUGGUGGAAUUGAUAAAUUAGCAAGUAGAAAAUUUAUUGCUCAAGCUUUAGAUGAACCAUUAGGUGAAGGAGAUAAAGCAGAUUAUUUUACAGUUAAAGCAAGUUUAUCAUUUGCAAAACCUGAUAAUUUUGCAUAUCCAGCAUGUACUAAUGUUAUUCAAAUUUCAAAUGAUUCAAGUAGACCACCAACACAAUGUAAUAAAAAAUUAAUUGAGCAAACAAAUGAUGGAACUUGGAGAUGUGAACGUUGUGAAAAAAAUUAUGAUCAACCUACAUGGAGAUAUAUUAUAAAUUGUUCAAUUGUUGAUUCAACUGGUCAAAUGUGGGUUACAUUAUUUGAUGAACAAGCUAAAAAAUUAUUUGGAAUUGAAGCUAAUGAAAUGAAGGAAAAAAAGGAAGAAAGCAAUGAUGCUGUUGGUUUAAUUAUUCAAGGUGUAACUUAUAAAGAAUAUAAUUUUAGAUUAAAAGCUAAACAAGACACUUUUAAUGAAGAAUUAAGAACAAGAUAUCAAUGUAUGGCGAUUAAUGAAUUAGAUUAUCUACAAGAAAAUGAAUAUUUAUGUAAAGAAUUGGAUUCAUUAUUAGUUUAA
Messenger RNA from Insectozyma verbasci, 1890 nucleotides. The record is from the annotation of a GenBank genome assembly. NCBI's taxonomy places the organism in Eukaryota, Fungi, Ascomycota, Pichiomycetes, Serinales, Debaryomycetaceae.